AUGUCUCAGAGUUCUCCCUCAAAGAAAUCUUCUCCUACCUCUGAAACAGCAUCAGGUUCUAGGGCACCAAAUGUUGUGAGUGAUCAAGAUGUUGUGCUGGAUGUUGUGCCGUUGAACUCUGUUCCUGCUACCGAUACUGUUCGUAAUCCACCAAGAAAGAUGCAUGCAAGAAAAUCAACUGGGGGAUCUGUUCCUGAAACCUUUUCUGUUCAAGGUAGAGAGGGUUCUGCUUAUGUUCACAAUGCGAUCGCAGGUAUUGUCACAAGAAUCUUGAAUGAAGGGCACAAGGUUGAUGGGAUAUCUGUUCCUCUAGCCCAGAUGUCUGCCUCUGAUAACAGCAAAGAUGAUCAAGAUGGUCAAGAUGAUGCUAGCAAAGAUCAGGGUGAUGUUGAGACAUCGGUUCAUAACACUGAUGAGAAGAACCCAGGUGCCAAAGAAGUUGAGACAUCUGAAGCUAUUAAUGUUGAAACAUCUGGUACUAAAGAUGCUGAAGUUCUUGAGCCUGAGAAAGCUGAAGAGGUUCCUGUUGCUGCUUCUAAAGAAACCCCUAAUGAAGGUCCUACUGUGCAUGAUGUUGUGAAUCUGGAUGAUCUGGAUGAUUCUAUUGACAUUGCUGAUGAUGAACUCAUCUCUAGCAUCUCUCAUAGAGUCAAGACUCGUAAGGGCAAACAGGCUUGUGAUCAAGAUUUCUCCAAACCUCAGGUUACUCCUCAAAAGAAGGUCACUAUAAAGAAGGUCAAGAAGGUCCUUGUUGAACCUUCAACCACAGGGAGCAAGGCUAUUGUGAAGAAGAGGAAGGAAAUAAGUGUUUCUGUCCCAGAAGAUGAUGUCUUAAGUGAUGUCCCUGACAUCCCAUCUAAGAAGAAGAUUGCUGUCACAAAGUCCUCCACAAAGGAAUUUAUUGUGAAUUUGUCUCAAGAUUGUGGUGAUGGAACAACUGAUGAUUUUCAUAAGGUGUAUGUUAGAAGAAAGUGUAUAGAUUUUUCCCCUGCUGUUAUCAACCUAUAUCUAGGUAGAGAUGCUGAGGCUCAACCUGAGCUUGAAGUGACUGAUAAUGAGGUUUGCAAGGUAAUCACUGGUGGUAAGGUUAAGAAGUGGCCCAUAAAGAGCAAACUGUCUGCUAGUUCUCUUAAUGUCAGGUAUGCAUUGCUGCACAAAAUUGGUGCUGCUAACUGGGUGCCUACCAAUCACACUUCCACCAUUGCUGUUGGCCUAGGAAGAUUCAUAUAUGCUGUGGGAACCAAGACAAAAUUUGACUAUGGGACCUACAUAUUUGAUCAAACUAUGAGGCAUGUUGGUACCUCUGCUACCAAGCUUCCCAUUGCUUUCCCAUCUCUGAUAUGUGGAAUAAUCCUCAAGCAACACCCUGGAAUUCUGAAAAGUAAAGAUUCUGUAUGUAAGAGGGAGAGUGCUUUGUCUUUUCACUACAAGCUGCUGCAGAGGUCUGAUGACAAGACAUCUGCUGGGACAUCACAACCCAGCAAAUAUGUGAACAAAGCUCUUCUUAUUGCUGAGCUAAAAGAGACUUGUCAAGAGUUGGACAACAGGAAGCUGAAACUUGAAAAUCUCAUCCACAGUCUUGAGCAGUCUACAGAUGAUGAUCUUGCUGGUGAAAAGGGUGGUGACAAUAUGGAUGAAGACAAAGAGGCUGAGGAAGAAGCUGAGGAAGAGGCUGAGGGUGCUGAGAGUGGGAGUAGUGAUGCUGCUGAAUGGACUAGUAGCUCAAGUGAUGACAAUCCUGGUGGCUCUAGUGAUGAAGACAGUGAUGGGUCUGAUGAUUAG
Messenger RNA from Vicia villosa (hairy vetch), 1782 nucleotides. RefSeq lists its product as uncharacterized. The transcript has 2 exons. NCBI's taxonomy places the organism in Eukaryota, Viridiplantae, Streptophyta, Magnoliopsida, Fabales, Fabaceae. The coding region runs from base 1 to 1782 and encodes 593 amino acids. The record is from RefSeq and is a predicted model, not a curated record.